UGCUUCCCAGCGGGCAUCCCUCCGCCUGGCAGACGGACCCCACCGCUGCGCUGGCAGGGUCGAGGUCUUCUAUGAGAACCGGUGGGGAACGGUGUGUGAUGACCACUGGGACCUGCAGGACGCGGCCGUGGUGUGCCAAGAGCUGGGCUGUGGCGCGGCGCAGUCAGCCCCUGGCACCGGGCGCUUCGGGAUGGGGUCUGGACCCAUCUGGUUGGAUGAUGUCAACUGCACGGGGACAGAGGUGGCCCUGUCCUCCUGCAGGACGAAGGGCUGGGGGAAGAACAACUGCCACCAUGGUGAAGAUGCCGGUGUGGUGUGCUCAGAUGCCUCCAGCCACCCCAUGACCAUCCGCGCUGGUCCCAUAGAGCUCCGCCUGGUGAACGGCCCCAACCGCUGCUCGGGAAGGGUGGAGGUGAUGCACAAUUCCCAAUGGGGAACCGUGUGCGACCGCGACUGGAGCAUCCCCGAGGCCACCGUGGUGUGCCGGGAGCUGGGCUGCGGGGCUGUGGCCUCAGCCUAUGGAGCAGCUCACUUUGGCCAAGGCUCAGGUCCCAUCUGGCUGGACAACGUUCAGUGCAACGGGAGUGAAGCCGCCUUGGCCGAGUGCUCGGCCCAGCCCUGGGGCAUCAACAACUGCAACCACGGGCACGAUGCUGGUGUCGUCUGUGCAGAUGAGGACAUUUCGAAGCAGCAACCGCUGCGGCUGGUGAAUGGCUCCAACAGAUGCCUGGGGAGAGUCGAGGUCUUCCACAACAAGAAGUGGGGCACCGUGUGCGACGACAUGUGGGACCUCCACGAUGCCACUGUGGUGUGCAGGCAGCUGGGUUGUGGCGUGCCUGUGUCGGUGCUGUACUGGGCUCACUUCGGGCCAGGGUCAGGUCCCAUCUGGCUGGACAGUGUCCACUGCAGGGGGACCGAGUCCACCCUCACCGAGUGCGAGCUCAGCAAGUGGGGAGAGCACGACUGCGGGCACAGCGAGGACGCCGGGGUGGUCUGCUCAGGCACCAACCCCUUGCAGCUGCGGGUGCAGGACGGCCCCGGUCCCUGCGCGGGGCGGGUGGAGGUGCUCUACAACGCCACGUGGCACGGGGUGUGCAGCAGCGGCUGGAGCCUGCUGGAGGCCGCGGUGGUCUGCAGGCAGCUGGGCUGCGGGCCAGCCCAGGCAGCACCCAUGGGAGCCCCGCUCGGCCAGGAGCACGGCCGGGCCAUGCUGGAGGGGCUGAGCUGCCGCGGCACCGAGUCGCUGCUCCUCGAGUGCCAGCACAGGCACUUGGCGCCGGGGCCGUGCCUCCAGGGCUCAGUGGCCACCGUGGUGUGCACCGAGACGAAAUGUGUUGUAGAUUCCUGUCCGGUGCUGGAAGGUCUCCUGGGCAUGGGCAUGAUGCUCUGCGGGACCCUCUUGGUCCUCUACCUGUGGACAAGGUGGGGAAGAUGGGUUGGACGCUCCCCAGACAACCUCCUCCUAAAGAAGACAGAGGACACCGGGACAUCAUUCGAGCCUCCUCAUUCCCACCCCUAUAACCUCUAUAACUCCUAUUCCCACCCCUAUAACCACUAUAACCCCUAUUCCCAUCCCUAUCACUAUAACCCCUAUUCCCAUCCCUAUAACCACUAUAACCCCUAUUCCCAUCCCUAUAACCACUAUAACCCCUAUUCCCACCCCUAUAACCACUAUAACCCCUAUUCCCACCCCUAUAACCACUAUAACCCCUAUUCCCAUCCCUAUAACCACUAUAACCCCUAUUCCCAUCCCUAUAACCACUAUAACCCCUAUUCCCACCCCUAUAACCACUAUAACCCCUAUUCCCAUCCCUAUAACCACUAUAACCCCUAUUCCCACCCCUAUAACCACUAUAACCCCUAUUCCCACUCCUAUAACCACUAUAACCCCUAUUCCCAUCCCUAUAACCACUAUAACCCCUAUUCCCAUCCCUAUAACCACUAUAACCCCUAUUCCCAUCCCUAUAACCACUAUAACCCCUACUCCCAUCCCUAUAACCACCAUAACCCCUACUCCCAUCCCUAUAACCACCAUAACUCCUACUCCCAUCCCUAUAACCACCAUAACCCCUACUCCCAUCCCUAUAACCACCAUAACUCCUAUUCCCAUCCCUAUAACCACUAUAACCCCUAUUCCCAUCCCUAUAACCACUAUAACCCCUAUUCCCACCCCUAUAACCACUACAACCCCUAUUCCCACCCCUAUAACCACUAUAACCCCUAUUCCCACCCCUAUAACCACUAUAACCCCUAUUCCCACCCCUAUAGCCACUAUAACCCCUAUUCCCACCCCUAUAGCCACUAUAACCCCUACUCCCAUCCCUAUAAUCACUGCGCAUCCAGUGAGAGCCCGAAGGAGUCCCUUCGCCUGGAAGGAGGUCCCAGCCGCUGCGCUGGUCGUGUGGAGGUGCUGCACAACGGGACGUGGGGGACGGUGUGUGAUGACGGAUGGGGCUCCCUCGAGGGCCAGGUCGUGUGCCGGCAGCUGGGCUGCGGGACGGUGCUGUCGGUGGCACCGGGAGCUCGGUACGGAGAAGGGACGGGGCAGAUCUGGUUGGAUGAAGUCAACUGCACCGGGGAGGAAAAGGACCUUUCGGAAUGCCGAGCGAGGCCGUGGGGAGAACACAACUGUCACCACAUUGAGGAUGCCAGCGUUGAGUGCUCAGAUUCCAUCGUGGCCACCCUGGGCACCCUCCAGCUGGUCAAUGGCCUUGACCGUUGUGCCGGGAGGGUGGAGGUGCUGCACGACCACAUGUGGGGCACGGUCUGCGAUGAUGGCUGGGACCUGCUGGAUGCGGCCGUGGUGUGCCGGCAGCUCGGCUGCGGCACGGCGCUGGCGGCCACCCAUGGGGCUCACUUUGGAAGGGGUCAUGAUCCCAUCUGGUUGGACGAGGUGAACUGCACCGGCACCGAGGACACGCUCUUCAACUGCCGGGCCAGCACGUGGGGCCACAACAACUGCUUCCAUGGGGAGGAUGCUGGAGUGAUAUGUUCAGGUUCGGGGAUGUCCGUGGCCACCGAGCUGCGCCUGGCCAACGGCUCGACGCGGUGCGACGGCAGGGUGGAGGUGCCCCACCACGGCGCCUGGGCAGCGCUGUGUGACGAGGGCUGGGGCCUGGCCGAGGCGCGGGUGGUGUGCCGGCAGCUGGGCUGCGGUGCAGCGCUGGUGGCACCCGCCAGGUCACGUUCUGGCCAAGGACCUGGGCAAAUGUGGCCCAACAGCGUGAGCUGCCUGGGCACCGAGACCGCCCUCUCCAUGUGCAAGGUGCAGCCCCGAGGCAACGGCACUUGUCACCACGGGAAAGAAGCUGUCGUGGUGUGCUCAGGUAACUCGGAGGGUGACCAGGUCCGGCUGGUGAACUAUGGCAGCCGCUGCGCCGGCAGGGUGGAGAUCUUCCACAACAAGCAGUGGGGGACCGUGUGCGAUGACAACUGGGACCUGGUGGACGCCGAGGUCGUGUGCCGGCAGCUGGACUGCGGGCGAGCGCUGUCGGCCCCGGGGAGAAGCCAGUUUGGGCGCGGGGACGGCAUCAUCUGGAUGGACGAGACGAACUGCACGGGCACGGAGAACGCCUUGUCCGCCUGCCCGGCCCGGCCCUGGGGCACCGGUAACUGCUACCACGGGGAAGAUGCUGGUGUGGUUUGCUCAGACUCACUGAUCCCGGAGCCGGCUUCGCUCCGGCUGGCCAACGGCUCGCACCGCUGCGCCGGCAGGGUCGAGGUGCUCCAUGAGGAGCACUGGGGAGCUGUCUGCGGCCAGAGCUGGGAUAAAUGGGACGCCGAGGUCGUGUGCCGGGAGCUGGGAUGCGGGACGGCGCUGCCGGCGUCGGAGGGAGCGAACUUCGGCACCAGCCCCCUGCGCGUGCGGCUGGAGAACGUGAACUGCCAGGGCACAGAGCUGAGCCUGAGGGAAUGCCCAGCGAGCUCAGGGGGAGACAGGAGCUGUGACCACGGGAAACAUGCCAGCGUGGUGUGCUCAGGCUCGGUUGUGUCCAGCUUCGCCCCGGUCCGGCUGGUGAACGGCUCCGGCGGCUGUGCCGGGAGGGUCGAGGUGUUCCACAACGGGAAGUGGGGGACGGUGUGUGAUGACAGCUGGGACUUCCUGGACGCCAAGGUGCUGUGCCGGCAGCUGGGCUGCGGCGCCGUGGUGCUGGCCCCGCACCGCGCUCACUACGGGCAGGGACAGGGACCCAUCUGGCUGGACAACGUGCGCUGCACGGGGACGGAGGCUGCCCUCUCCGAAUGCAGGUCCAAGGGCUGGGGCAUCCAUGGGUGUGAGCAUGGAGAGGACGCCAGCGUGAUCUGCUCAGGAUCAGGCAUUUCCGACCUCGGGAGCCUCCGCCUGGUGAACAGCUCGGACCCGUGCUCCGGGAGACUCGAAGUGUUCCAUGACCAGCGCUGGGGUGGGAUCUGUUCCGAUGGCUGGGACCUGGCCGAGGCCCAUGUGGUGUGUCAGCAGCUGGGGUGCGGGACGGCGCACGAGGCGGUGGGGUCCCCCCGCUUUGGGACAGGAGAUGGCCUCAUCUGGGUGGAUGCCGUGGAGUGCACCGGGACGGAGGGGGCCCUCUUGGAAUGCAAGGUGAAGUUGUGGGGCGCGGAGAGCUGCAGGUCGAGGGGACACGCCGGCGUCGUGUGCUCUGCAGCUGCAGACGUCGACCCGAGGAGCUCGGAAGCCUUGCGGCUGGUGAACGGCCCACACCGCUGCGCCGGGAGGGUGGAGGUGUUCCACAGCCAGCAGUGGGGAACCGUCUGCGACGAUGGUUGGGACCUGCUGGAUGCGGCCGUGGUGUGCCGGCAGCUCGGCUGUGGGGCAGCCCUGUCCGCCCCGGGGCUCUCCGGGUUUGGACAAGGAUCUGGCCCCAUCUGGUUGGAUGGGGUGAGCUGCGUUGGGACAGAAGCCACCCUCGCUGAAUGCCCGGUCAAGCCUUGGGGACAACAUGCAUGUAACCACGUGGAAGAUGCCAGCGUUGUGUGCGCAGACUCGGGCAUCGCCAGCAGCCCCCGGCUCCGCCUGGUAGGUGGUUUGAGCGAGUGCUCCGGGAGGGUCGAGGUGUUUUACGCCAACAAGUGGGGCACGAUCUGCGAUGACAACUGGGACCUGCGGGACGCGGCGGUGGUGUGCCGGGCGCUGGGCUGCGGUGCUGCCGUGCUGGCCUCCGGCUCCGCUCGCUUCGGAUGGGGAGCCGGCCCCAUCUGGCUGGAUGACGUGAGCUGCACCGGGCAGGAGACGGACUUCUUCCAAUGCCCGGCCAAGAUGUGGGGCAUCCACAACUGCCACCAUGGGGAGGAUGCUGGCGUGGUGUGUGCAGCAGGGAACUCCAGCUCCGCUGACCUGCGGCUGGUGGACGGGCCCCACCGCUGCGCCGGGAGGGUUGAGGUUCUCCACGCCGGGCAGUGGGGGACGGUGUGUGACGACGGCUGGGACCUGAAGGACGCGGUGGUGGUGUGUCAGCAGCUGGGCUGCGGCAGCGCCGAGGCAGCGCCGGCUCUGGCUCACUUCAAGCAGGGGACGGGGCGCAUCUGGCUGGAUGAUGUGGCUUGUACCGGCAGCGAGGACACGCUCGCCCAGUGCCAUGCCAGGCCCUGGGGACAGAACAACUGCAACCAUGGGGAAGACGCCGGCGUGGUGUGCUCAGGCGCCGGCUCCUGGAACAUGUCAUCGCUGCGGCUGGUGGACGGGCCCCACCGCUGCGCCGGGCGGGUCGAGGUGCUCCACGCCGGGCAGUGGGGGACGGUGUGUGACGACGGCUGGGACCUGAGCGAUGCCAAGGUGGUGUGUCGGCAGCUGGGCUGUGGAAGCGCUCAGGAAGCCCACGGCCACGCUCACUUCGGCCAGGGCACGGGGCACAUCUGGCUGGAUGAUGUGAGCUGCACCGGCAGCGAGGACACGCUCGCCCAGUGCCAAAGCCACCCCUGGGGACGGAGUAACUGCCACCACGGAGAGGACGCCGGCGUGGUGUGCUCAGAUGCCAACAUCACGGACACGGUGCAGAUUCGCUUGGCCAAUGGCCCGAACCGCUGUGCCGGGAGGGUGGAGGUGCAAUACAAGCAGCAGUGGGGCACCAUCUGUGAUGACGAUUGGGACCUGAAUGAUGCCAAAGUGAUCUGCAGGGAGCUGGGCUGCGGCACGGCCAUUGCGGCACCGGGACAAGCUCAUUUCGGGCCAGGGGUAGACCCCAUCUGGCUGGACAACGCCAAGUGCACCGGCAUGGAGACCACCUUCGCCCAGUGCAACCCCAGGAGUUGGGGACUCCAUAACUGCAACCACAAUGAAGACGCGGGAGUCGUGUGCUCAGGCACCAACCCCUUGCAGCUGCGGGUGCAGGACGGCCCCGGUCCCUGCGCGGGGCGGGUGGAGGUGCUCUACAACGCCACGUGGCACGGGGUGUGCAGCAGCGGCUGGAGCCUGCUGGAGGCCGCGGUGGUCUGCAGGCAGCUGGGCUGCGGGCCAGCCCAGGCAGCACCCAUGGGAGCCCCGCUCGGCCAGGAGCACGGCCGGGCCAUGCUGGAGGGGCUGAGCUGCCGCGGCACCGAGUCGCUGCUCCUCGAGUGCCAGCACAGAGACACGGCGCCAGGGCCGUGCCUGCAGGGCUCGGUGGCCACCGUGGUGUGCACACAGCCCAAGGGUGCUCCAUCAUCCUGCUUGGCGCUGAUCGUGCUGCUGGUGCUGGUGAUGCUGCUGAGCGGGGUCCUGCUGUGGCUCAUCCUCCAGAGAAGGUGCAUCGCAGCAGCCCAGGCUGGAGCCCACCAGCGCCUCAGGGACCAGGGUGCUCCAGCCACCUCCUUCCAGCCCAUGGGGGCCAUCUACCUCCCCACCACGGCAGGAGCCCCCGAGGACGACACGGAGAUGACGCAGCUCAUGAAGGAAGACCCUGCCCCAUGAUGCCAACCCCAAGCUCAUGCCCUGGGGGGGGGUCACACCAGGCUCUUGGUGUCCCCACUUCUCCUUCAUCCAUCUUCCUGAAGACUCAAAGCACCAAGUGAAGGGCAGGACAACUCCACAACCAGCUGGUACCAAGGACUUCUCUCAGGAGCCCCAAAACAAGUGGCCAAGGAGGGGGUCUCCAGCCUGGGGACACUUAUUUAACCCCCCCCCCCCCAAGUAGCCCCCGGGGCUCAGUAGGAGCCUGAGGAACCUGGUGGCCAGUGCAAGGAGCAGAAAGGGGGGUGCAAACCAAUUAAAAGGGGGACCCCAACCCUC
Messenger RNA from Strigops habroptila (Kakapo), 7201 nucleotides. RefSeq names its product deleted in malignant brain tumors 1 protein-like. The transcript has 22 exons. The record is from RefSeq and is a predicted model, not a curated record. Gene Ontology annotation, cellular component: membrane. Lineage: Eukaryota; Metazoa; Chordata; Aves; Psittaciformes; Psittacidae. The coding region runs from base 191 to 6883 and encodes 2230 amino acids.